CUGUGUGGCAGUGGGAACUACACAGCAGAGAUGAGUCUGAACAUGGGGAGCGAUUUGGAGCCUGGUGAUCCUGUGCCUGCCCUGGGGAACCUCAGAGUGGUUAUCAACUUGAAGACAAACAACAGUCAGAUAAACCUUAAGGUCACCUCCUGUUGUCUGUCCCCAACUAUUCAGCCAGACACCAACUCCACCUGCUGCCUUUUCUCCAGGUUAGCAGCAGAGCCAGCAUUGAUCACACUGCUGCCCAGUGGCCUGUCAACCAGUGCCAGCUUCACCAUUAGUCUCUUCCAAAUGAUUAAUUACUCAGUGGUGUACCUACACUGUGAUCUCAGUGUCUGCCUGAGGAACCGCUCUCACUGUGAAAGGCAGUGCCUUCAGCAGAAGAGCACAUUUUCCAUAGAGGGUUCAAAGGCUGCUGAUACCAAUCUCAGGAAUCGCAUAUCCUUUGGUCCUAUGUUGAGAGAACUGAACAAUUCUACCUUCCCGGGGGAGAUAGACCCGUCAGAGCUCGACCUGGUUCUGGUCAUCGUCAGCCUGUUGGUCGGCUUCACUAUCGUCACGGUGACGCUGCUGCUGGUGUGGCUGGCCUACCAUCGCCCGGCAAUCUCGCUGCUCCACUCAGUAUCUCCACGACGAGCAUGCUGUGGGUGUCUGCACCCAGGAGGUGACUUGAUCCUACCGUGA
Molecule: messenger RNA, 684 nt
Organism: Eleginops maclovinus (Patagonian blennie)
Lineage: Eukaryota; Metazoa; Chordata; Actinopteri; Perciformes; Eleginopidae
Product: uromodulin-like 1
Exons: 4
Coding region: 31-684 (217 amino acids)
Cellular component (GO): cell surface
Source: RefSeq, a predicted model, not a curated record